AAACGCACGACGGGAAUGAUGCGCUAAAAUGAACGAAAGGAAACGCAUUUUAAUCGAAGACGAUGACUUCAGGAAACGCACAGUUAUAAACACGGAUAUUAGCCAGAAUGAUCCACACAUGAGUUCGGGAGUUGGAGGAACAGGCUUUUCCAAUGACCACGGGCAUUACCAUGGUAGGCGGGGCAGUGGCAACGGGCCAAUCCUGACGCGGCUCCCCCCGGGGAAGGCGAGGCGGCAGGGUGCGCGUGGGCCCGCCUACAUGUUCAGCGCCCGCUCCGACAGCCUAUCGCUGACCGAGGAGCGCUUCCUGGACGCGGCCGAGUACGGCAACGUGCCCGUGGUGCGCCGGAUGCUGGAGCAGCUGCCCGAGCUCAACGUCAACUGCGUGGACUACAUGGGCCAGAAUGCACUGCAGCUGGCCGUGGCCAAUGAGCACCUGGAGGUGACGGCGCUGCUGCUGAAGAAGGACAACCUGGCGCGGAUCGGCGACGCCCUGCUGCUGGCCAUCAGCAAAGGCUACGUGCGCAUCGCGGAGGCCAUCCUGGCUCACCGCGCCUUCGGCGACCCGCGGCGGCUGACGGCCAGCCCCGGCCAGGCCGAGAUGGCGCACGACGACUUCUUCGCUUACGACGAGGACGGCUCGCGGUUCUCGCAGGACAUCACGCCCGUGCUGCUGGCCGCCCACUGCCAGGAGUACGAGAUCGUGCACAUCCUGCUGAGCCGGGGCGCACGCAUCGAGAGGCCGCACGACUACUUCUGCAAGUGCAGUACCUGCGCCCACCACCAGAGGCACGACUCCUUCAGCCACUCCCGCUCCCGCAUCAACGCCUACAAGGGCCUGGCCAGCCCCGCCUACCUGUCGCUCUCCAGCGAAGACCCUGUCCUGACUGCCCUGGAGCUCAGCAACGAGCUCGCCAUACUGGCCAACAUCGAGAAGGAGUUUAAGAACGAUUAUAAGAAACUGUCUAUGCAAUGUAAAGAUUUCGUGGUGGGGCUGCUGGACCUGUGCCGGAACACGGAAGAGGUGGAAGCCAUCUUGAACGGCGACUGCGAAUCGAGGGAAAGUUCGCGGACGUUGGACGGAUCCUGCCGGCCGUGCCUCAUUCGCUUAAAACUCGCCAUCAAGUACGAGCUGAAAAAGUUUGUGGCCCAUCCGAACUGCCAGCAGCAGCUCCUCUCCAUCUGGUACGAGAACCUGUCGGGCCUCCGGCAGCAGACCACCGCCGUGAAGAUCCUGGUGGUCCUGGGCGUGCUCAUCGGCCUUCCUCUGCUGGCCGUGGUGUACUGGAUCGCUCCCGGGAGCAAGCUGGGGAGGAUCAUGCGAGGCCCCUUUAUGAAAUUCGUGGCCCACGCGGCGUCCUUCAUCAUUUUUCUCAUCCUCCUCGUCAUGAACGCAGCCGACCGCUUCGAGGGAACCAGUCUGCUCCCCGACAUGACGACCCAGGACCACCCGCUGCAGCUGUUCCGCAUGAAGACCACCCCCUUCACCUGGAUGGAGAUGCUAAUUAUAUCCUGGGUCGUAGGGAUGAUCUGGGCCGAAUGCAAAGAGAUCUGGUCCCAGGGCCCUCGGGAGUACCUGCUGGAGCCGUGGAACCUUCUGGACUUCGGAAUGCUGGCCAUCUUUGUGUCGUCCUUCAUCGCCAGAUUCAUGGCGUUCUGGCACGCCCACUCGGCACAGAUCUACGUGAACGAGCACUACACGGACCUGUCCAACAUAACCCUGCCCUUCCACAUCGAGUACUACCGCCUCGCCCGGAUCAAGUGGGUGCCCUCUGACCCCCAGGUGAUAUCCGAGGGCCUUUACGCCAUCGCCGUGGUCCUGAGCUUCUCCCGCAUCGCCUACAUCCUGCCCGCCAACGAGAGCUUCGGGCCGCUGCAGAUAUCGCUGGGCAGGACGGUGAAGGACAUCUUCAAGUUCAUGGUGAUUUUCAUCAUGGUCUUCCUGGCCUUCAUGAUCGGCAUGUUCAACCUCUACUCCUACUACCUUGGAGCCAAGCAGAACAAUGCCUUCACCACGGUUGAAGAAAGCUUCAAGACGUUGUUCUGGGCCGUGUUCGGACUGUCGGAAGUGAAAUCGGUGGUGAUAAACAACGGACACAAGUUCAUCGAGAACAUCGGCUACGUCCUGUACGGCGUGUACAACGUGACUGUGGUCAUCGUGCUCCUCAACAUGCUCAUAGCCAUGAUAAACAGCUCUUUCCAGGAAAUCCAGGACGACGCUGACGUGGAAUGGAAAUUCGCCAGAGCCAAACUGUGGUUCUCCUACUUCGAGGAGGGAGGGACGCUCCCCGUCCCGUACAACCUGGUGCCCAGCCCAAAGUCCCUGUGCAGGCUGGCGCUGGGUCUGCGGGACCUGCUGCUGCCCCUGGCCCGCAGAAACGGGGGCAACUUCAGGGGGGACACAGAGCUCAGCGAGCUUGGACAAAGCAAGGACUCAAGUGCUAGAAGUUCACCUUGUUCAAGUCGUCACCAGAAGAUAAUGAAGAGGCUGAUUAAGCGCUACAUCCUCAAAGCACAAGUGGAUAAGGAGAGCGACGAGGUGAACGAAGGCGAGCUGAAGGAGAUCAAGCAGGACAUCUCCAGCCUGCGGUACGAGCUCCUGGAGGAGAAGUCCCACAGCAUGCAGGAGCUGGCCGAGCUCGUCAGGAGGCUGGGGGGGAAGGUCUGCACCCACCCCAAACACCAGUCGCCCCCGGCACGGCACGGGACGUCCUAACCCAGCCGGGGGGUGGAAAUAAGACACCGGCGCUGCAGGUGUGACACGGCACAGACCACAGGAAGCAGAUCACAGGGAGCGCACUUGUCCCAAAUCCCACAGGCCUCUCUGUCUCCAGCUACGGCUGCUUUCUGUGUCGCUUUGUCUGAGACAAUCCAGUAUAAAUAUUUAGUUUUAAAUCUACACAGGAAUAAGUCAUCCCCCCCAGUUCAGCUGCUUUAAUUACCCCCCUCCCUCUCCACCUCAGCUGGUGUGUGGGGAGUGUCAUGGCUCAAAAUGGCUGCAGUGCAUCACCCAGGCGAGCGCUAUAGGCUACUGCUGGUGGUAGCCGAGGUCAGGUUUCCUCUUCGCUGAAAGUCACUUUCAUUGUCAGAUGAAUGGUGCAAUAUAAAAACCCCUGAUGGUACCUUUUCCACAGAACUCCCCAUCAGGCUAAGGAAAAUCGACAAUUAUGAUUAAUACGGAGAGUGGAGGACAGACACUAUGGGCCAGAGUUACUAAGGAAACAGCUGC
Messenger RNA from Anguilla anguilla (European eel), 3229 nucleotides. RefSeq names its product short transient receptor potential channel 6-like. Gene Ontology annotation, cellular component: cation channel complex; membrane. The transcript is spliced from 12 exons. Bases 29 to 2716 code for a protein of 895 amino acids. Lineage: Eukaryota; Metazoa; Chordata; Actinopteri; Anguilliformes; Anguillidae. Gene Ontology annotation, molecular function: protein binding; store-operated calcium channel activity; inositol 1,4,5 trisphosphate binding. Gene Ontology annotation, biological process: regulation of cytosolic calcium ion concentration; calcium ion transmembrane transport; manganese ion transport. The record is from RefSeq and is a predicted model, not a curated record.